UACUGUGUUUAAGGUAUGACUGUAGCUGACGUAAUUGAGUUCAGUUCUGGUGAAAGUGUCAGUCUGCCCUGUUAUAAUGCUCUUUCUGGCUGCACAUCAACUACAUGGAACUAUAAUAACAAAGAUUCAGAGACAGUUGAACUGAUUGCUGGAGGGAAAAAGAAGAAUGACAUAGAGAGACGUGAGAGACUGAGUCUGGGGUCUGACUGCUCUCUGAACAUCAAGAAAGUCACACAAGAAGAUUAUGGGCUUUACACCUGCCGACAAUAUGUGAAUGGACAACAAGGAACUGAUGCACCCGUUUAUCUGCAUGUUCUUCAUAUCUCUUCAUCAUCCUCACAGACUGAGAUCAGAUCAGGCUCUGUGACUCUCUUCUGUCAGUUGUAUUCAUAUGAAGUCUCUUGUGAUACUUUGGUCCGUUCUGAGGAACUUCAGUUGAUCUGGGUGAAUCAGGCUGGUGUAAGUGUGAUGACAGACUCCAGAUAUCAGAUAUUAUUCUCAUUAAAACACUGUAUCAGCACUCUGACUACAACACUCCUGAAUGAAGAUCACAACAGAGAGUUUAGAUGUCAGGUUACUCAGAGAAAUCAACUGAAGACCUCAGCCACAUAUACUGUCAAGUAUUCAGCUCCAACAAAGACAAUGACUACAGUCACCAGCUCGAAGACAACCCCAACUGUAAAUAAACCAGUAACUUCUACACAACCAGAGAUUGUGAUUGUUGCUGUUUCUGCUGCAUUGGCUCUUCUCCUUCCUGCUGUUAUUCUUUGGGUGGUUUGUAAAAAAAGAGGUGAUAUAAAAAGAGAGACUAAUGACUCUGUGGUCACAAAUAUGAAUAAAUAUAAUGGAGCCAAGGAUACAAUCAAUAUCUCCAUUCAUCAUACUGCCAGUGCCAAUCUAAGUGAACCAUAUGAUUCAUCUUCAAUAAGCAAUUCAUAUCUGUGUAUAUUUGACAGUGUCUGUAGCCUAUAUUAUCCCUCGUAAUGUUAAGUAUAUACCAUAAUGUACAUUACAAUUGUUACACGGCUAUUCACCAA
Rhinichthys klamathensis goyatoka is the source of this 1037-nucleotide messenger RNA. RefSeq lists its product as uncharacterized. The record is from RefSeq and is a predicted model, not a curated record. The transcript is spliced from 6 exons. Gene Ontology annotation, biological process: interleukin-15-mediated signaling pathway; positive regulation of ERK1 and ERK2 cascade; T cell activation. Gene Ontology annotation, molecular function: MHC class II protein binding; protein tyrosine kinase binding. Gene Ontology annotation, cellular component: membrane raft; external side of plasma membrane. The coding region runs from base 16 to 984 and encodes 322 amino acids. Lineage: Eukaryota; Metazoa; Chordata; Actinopteri; Cypriniformes; Leuciscidae.